AUGGAAGAGAUUGAACUAGGAGUCACAUGCGACAUGCAUGUGCAUGUCAGGGAGGGCCCAAUGGCGGAGUUGGUAACCCCGACGAUCAGAGAAGGCGGGGUUUCCGUCGCGUACAUCAUGCCCAACUUGCAGCCGCCCGUCACGACGCUGGAGCGUGUAAUUCAGUACAAGCAGUCGCUGGAGCAGAUGAGCCCACAGACAACGUUCCUCAUGUCGUUCUACUUGUGCCGUGAGUUGACGCCCGAACUGAUCCACGAGGCGGCGCAAGCGGGCGCGAUCCAGGGUGUGAAGUGCUAUCCGGCAGGAGUCACCACCAACUCUACGAGCGGUGUUGAUCCGAAUGACUUCUCGGCCUUUUACCCUGUUUUCCGUGCCAUGGAGGAGGAAGGACUGGUCCUGAAUCUGCAUGGUGAAAAGCCAAGUGUCUCGGAUGACUCCGAGGACAUCCACGUGAUGAAUGCCGAAGAGUCAUUUCUGCCUGCGCUGAAGCAGAUCCAUGCGGCCUUUCCCAACCUGAAGAUUGUGCUUGAACACUGCACGACAGCUGCGGCCGUUGCCGCAAUUGAGGAGCUCAACCGCGGCGUGUCCGCAGCCGCGGAGGUGCGCGUUGCCGCGACCCUCACGGCCCACCACCUUUCGCUGACCAUCGACGACUGGGCAGGCAACCCCGUCAACUUCUGCAAACCCGUCGCCAAGCUUCCCAGCGACCGGCGCGCCCUCGUCCGCGCGGCAACCAGCGGCAAGCCCUACUUCUUCUUUGGGUCGGACUCCGCACCGCACCCUGUGGAAAACAAAUCGAGACACGCCGGCGUCUGCGCCGGCGUCUACUCGCAGUCGCUGGCCAUCCCGUACCUCGCGCAGGUGUUUGAUGCGCACGGGGCGCUGCCGCAGCUGAAGGCGUUCGUUUCCGACUUUCCGCUCCAGUUCUACGGCGUCGGGCGCGACACCCUCCGCUCCGGCGACCGUGCUGUGCUCUACAGGUCGCGCCAGCAGGUCCCCGCCCACAUUACGGAUGGCCGCGGAAUCGUGGUUGUUCCCUUCAAAGCCGGCGAGACGCUGGACUGGGCCGUCCGUUGGGACGCCUAG
Molecule: messenger RNA, 1086 nt
Organism: Eremothecium gossypii ATCC 10895
Lineage: Eukaryota; Fungi; Ascomycota; Saccharomycetes; Saccharomycetales; Saccharomycetaceae
Gene: URA4
Product: dihydroorotase
Exons: 1
Coding region: 1-1086 (361 amino acids)
Biological process (GO): 'de novo' pyrimidine nucleobase biosynthetic process; pyrimidine nucleotide biosynthetic process
Cellular component (GO): cytoplasm
Molecular function (GO): dihydroorotase activity
Source: RefSeq, marked provisional